This is a messenger RNA of Ricinus communis (castor bean), 2163 nucleotides long. RefSeq lists its product as uncharacterized. NCBI's taxonomy places the organism in Eukaryota, Viridiplantae, Streptophyta, Magnoliopsida, Malpighiales, Euphorbiaceae. The transcript is spliced from 9 exons. Gene Ontology annotation, molecular function: alpha-(1->6)-fucosyltransferase activity. The record is from RefSeq and is a predicted model, not a curated record. Bases 220 to 2010 code for a protein of 596 amino acids. Gene Ontology annotation, biological process: protein N-linked glycosylation.
CACUAAGUAACAAACAAAAAAGAUAAGAAGAAUAAUUGACUGAGAGUGCACCAAACCCAACUUGUGAAGGGGAUGAUUGGACAUAUAUAUAAAUACAACACAAUUUCUGUUUGUUCCUUGAGAAGCUGAAACUGAAUAUUUUGGUUGGCAUGCCAUAAAACGCUAGCAGAGGAGACAGUUUCAAAUUGCUUUUGGGUUCUUGAUCUUGAUUUUCAAGAAAUGGCUAUUAGUAGUCAAAGUGGAGAAAAUAAUAUGGAGCCGUUGGGUCGGAAAUCACUUGAAAGAGUAGUUUCACAAAGAGCUCUGCAAAUGAGUAGUUCAUUUCCAUGUCAACUUUGCGUGGUGGGUUUUCUCUGUGGAGUUUGUCUCACUUCUUUGUUCUUGGCUGCUCUUACUUCCCUUGGGACUUUUGCGUUUGGUGGGAUUUCAUUUUCUGCUGUUUCGAUAAGGAAUUCAUCACCAUGGAAUUCAAGUUCUGAGUUUAUCAAUGUGGCGGCAAGUACAGACUGUAAAUUUAAACUAAUGGAAACGGAGAGAUGGGAUGAUUCACAAAGGACACAUGAUGAGAAAGUCUCAUUAUUGCAUUCAGCUUGGAGUGCAUUGUUAUCUGAAUCAGUAGAUGUAGAAUUUGAAAACUUUCAGAAUCUUGGACUGAGCAAGUCUGCUGUACCUAAUGGGCCUCAUUUGGAGAACUGUAAAUUGAGUGCACAAAUAAAUAAGCGUCUCGAUAAACAAGCUGAAAAUGAGAGCUUCCCUCCUUGGACAACUUGGAAGGGAUUGUUAGACAUGCACCCAGCAUCCACAGCCAAUGAGCAACUUAGGUAUUACAGGCAUCAAGCCAUAUCGGAAGGUGCUUAUCCUCCUUGGAUCAGUGGAUCAGAUGAAGACAAUUAUCCUCUUACUAGGAAAGUGCAACGUGACAUAUGGAUCCAUCAGCAUCCACCAAACUGCAAGGAUCCUAAUGUAAAAUUUCUUGUAGCUGACUGGGAGAAAUUACCUGGCUUUGGCAUCGGAGCACAGCUAGUUGGAAUGUCUGGGCUUCUUGCUAUUGCAUUAAAGGAUAAAAGAGUCCUUGUUACGAGCUACUAUAAUCGAGCUGACCAUGAUGGCUGUAAGGGUACUUCUCGUUCUAGUUGGUCUUGCUACUUCUUUCCAGAAACAUCCCAAGAAUGUCGAGAUCAUGCCCUUGAGCUUAUGGCCAAUAAAGAAGCAUGGGAAAAUGGAAGCAUAACUACAAAAGAGAACUAUAAUUCAAAAGAAAUAUGGACUGGUCGAACUCCUAGGAUAUGGGGUGAUCCCUGGAGUUAUUUGCAGCCAACAACAGAAAUUAAUGGGAGUUUGAUCACUUUUCAUCAUAAGAUGGAUCGUAGGUGGUGGAGAGCUCAGGCGAUACGCUAUUUAAUGAGAUUUCAAACUGAGUAUACAUGUGGCUUGAUGAAUGUUGCUCGUAAUGCUGCAUUUGGAAAGGAAGUUGCAAAGAUGGUUCUUGCCAGUCUUGAGGAUAAAUGGCCAAAGGAAGUGACAAACAAGCCAGUGUCAGAUAUUCAACGAUUUGUAUGGUCAAGUCACAAACCAUGGGUCCCUAGGCCAUUGCUAAGCAUGCAUGUAAGAAUGGGAGACAAGGCAUGUGAAAUGAAGGUGGUUGAAUUUGAAGAAUACAUGCACCUCGCGGAUCAACUAAGACGGCAGUUUCCGCACUUGAACAGCAUUUGGUUGUCAACUGAAAUGCAGGAGGUUAUUGAUAAAUUGGAAAAGUACACGGAUUGGAAGUUCUACUACAGCAAUGUAACACGCCAAGUUGGGAACACGACAAUGGCCGAAUAUGAAGCCAGUCUGGGCAGGCAAACCAGCACAAAUUACCCGCUUGUUAAUUUCCUGAUGGCAACAGAAGCCGAUUUUUUCAUUGGAGCAUUGGGUUCAACAUGGUGCUUUCUCAUAGAUGGCAUGAGAAAUACUGGAGGGAAAGUAAUGGCUGGUUACCUAAGUGUUAACAGAGAUAGGUUCUGGUAGGUAUCUGUUAGGCAAAUACACAUGUUAAUGCCAUGGUUAACAGUUUUCUGUAAAUGGGCCUCUCAUCUUGUAUUCUGACGCCUCUCUUGUAAAUUCUCUUCAUAUUCAGUGAGGUAAAGUAGUAAAAUGAGCAUAUAUCUUUUGAGAGUAAAA